CCCGUUGGAAGUUUUCGCGCCAGCUGAUUUGACGGCAGCAUCCGGGCGCCGCAUGGCCUACCAAAUGGUGUCCCAAACUGGCGGGUGACCCUAAAAUUAGCGCCCAAACAUGUUUUGGGGAGGGUGCGACAACCCGACGGGCAAUUAAAACAGCAGACACCGGUCAGGUCGCCGUGCAAGAUGACCUCGAGGUCUCCCAGUGCGGUUGAUCCGUUCUCAGGCCUGCGGUCGACUUCUUUUCAUCCUCACCGGAUCUUUGGGAAAACUUUUGGAAGCGCUGGCAUCGCUGUUCAUCAACGUCAAGUCAUCAACAAACGACCGAUCUGCAGUACAACCAUCCCCGUGGAGAGACCGAGACGCCCAAAAAGAAAACCCAAAAUGCCGUCCUUCACAAGCAGACACUACAUUCCCGACCGGUUCCGGUCCCUCUCCAAGGCGGACGACGACGACGACGCGAUGGAGGAUGUCAUGUCGACCAGCCUCAGCCCCAAGGACACGGCAUCGCACCUCUCCAGCGACCUGACCCUGGUCCCGUCAGACGGGUCUCUGCUCGACUACUUCGACCUGCCCUCACCACCCAGCACGCCCCAACGGCCCACCCACAGUCUCAGCCUCUCCUCCCUGAACAGCUUCUCCAGCCCGGCCAUCGCCAGCCCCGGCCGUCGCUCCUCAGCAGGUAGCCCGCCCAGCCUGUCAUCAUCAUCAUCACCAUCCCCAGCAAGCAGCAACAGCCCCCGCCCAAUGUCAUCCGCCUCUCCCCCGCGCUGGCCAACAGCCGCCCAGCGCAUCCAGCGCCUGCCGACCCGCCCCCGCUCACGCAGCGCCUCGUCGGUAUCGUCAACGGGCUCGUCGUCGACGACGAUGACGCUAGGGGGCGAUGGUGGUGGUGGUGUGGAUGUCGAGAUGGGCGGGACCGUGGUACCGGUGGUGCCGCUGGUGCGCCCGGCGCGCAGGACGCCGUAUUACCCGCCCAACUCGUCGCGCAACGUGGACCGCACGCGCGUCUACAUGAACCGGGGGCCGCAUUACAUCCCCAACUGGACGCCGCUGUCGAGCUUGCCGAGGCAUGUGCAGCUGAGGAUUGAGGAGCGGAUGGUGCGGUUUACUGCGAUUUGAAG
Messenger RNA from Chaetomium strumarium, 1118 nucleotides. RefSeq lists its product as uncharacterized. The transcript has 2 exons. The record is from RefSeq and is a predicted model, not a curated record. NCBI's taxonomy places the organism in Eukaryota, Fungi, Ascomycota, Sordariomycetes, Sordariales, Chaetomiaceae. The coding region runs from base 181 to 1116 and encodes 311 amino acids.